Molecule: messenger RNA, 801 nt
Organism: Klebsormidium nitens
Lineage: Eukaryota; Viridiplantae; Streptophyta; Klebsormidiophyceae; Klebsormidiales; Klebsormidiaceae
Source: the annotation of a GenBank genome assembly
AUGGCGCAGCACGAAGAAGCGGCCCGGUUUUUGAAGAUGAUCAACGAAGCAGCUGCGAACAAUGCGCGAGGAGAGCGCCUUUUGGAAAGCAUGCGAAAGGAGAAGGCAUUGCUGCGGGCAAAACUGGAUCAAGCUUCUGCCGAGUUUGAGUCAAAGAAGACCGACCGCCGCAAGUCACAGGAAGAGUACAAGACUCUGAGUGCUCAACUCCUAUCGAUUCAAGCCACCGUGUCCACGAAAAAGGAGGAGAAGGACAACCACAGGACACUCCUUACUUCGAAGAUGCAAAUCCUCAACGAGACGCUGAGGCGUCUACACUCUGAAAACACGGAUACAGCAUUGAGGGAGGAGCUCCGAAAGAAGCAGGAACAGCUUGCAGUCCUCGAAGAGAAGGCAAAAGUCUACGAACAGUCUAGUACUGAAAACUUGAAUGAGGACGAUGUGUCGACAACAAAAUCGGAGAUAACGGCCCUCGAACUGGAGAAAAAGGAGACGGAUGCCUACAUCGCGAAUCAUAAGGAAACUUUGUCAGCAAAGAGAGAGCACAACAAGAUUGUCAUCAAGCAAUUGAACGAGGUCAACAAGCAGAAAUUUGAGAAGCAGAAGAAGCUCGAGCAGCUGCAGCACCUCGAACGAGAGUACGCAGAGCUGGAGAAACUUCAAAGAGAUAGCGGAAUUGUUCAAGAAGCAUUCACAGUGGCGCACAAAGACUUCCAGAAGCGGAGCGCUUGUCCGAAAUGUGGAACGAACGCUUACGGCAAUGCCGAAAAGGAUGCUGGGCAAGCAAAUCAGGAAGAAUGA